Octopus bimaculoides (California two-spot octopus) is the source of this 1586-nucleotide messenger RNA. RefSeq names its product syntaxin-5. Gene Ontology annotation, cellular component: Golgi membrane; endomembrane system; SNARE complex. NCBI's taxonomy places the organism in Eukaryota, Metazoa, Mollusca, Cephalopoda, Octopoda, Octopodidae. Gene Ontology annotation, molecular function: SNAP receptor activity; SNARE binding. The record is from RefSeq and is a predicted model, not a curated record. Gene Ontology annotation, biological process: vesicle fusion; endoplasmic reticulum to Golgi vesicle-mediated transport; intracellular protein transport.
CACCUAGCUGUCUGAAAUGACGUGUACGUUUAAACUACAAAUGGAUUACUAAAUGCGACUUGUUAUGACAGAUUUAUAACUUACUUUAUAAAUAUUUAUUCUUUUCAGUUCGUUAAUUUUUUCUUUGUUGUUUCCAACUUCACAUAUAUGACUGCUGUUCUAACAUUUUAUAACAUAAGUUGAAUUACCAAUCUUUACAUUUGGAGCUGAUAACUGUUUGAAACAAACAGAAGUGGUAAAAUAAAGCAAAGACUGUCAGGAUACGAAAGUCAUUUCAACAUUAUCCCUGUAUACUGCUCUACAUAUGUUACAUAGAAGAUGUGUCAAAAUCAAAUGAUAAAAAUAUUCGGAUUAUAUUCAUACUUCUAACCGCGUCUUGGGAACUGUGGUAGAGCGAUAUUCCUAUUUUUGCUUGGACCCUCUUUAUUCACUCAAAUACAAGGAUACAGGUUUGUUUCCUUAAAAUUUUCUCAAAACAUAUUCUAUCAACCAAAUUGUUUUAUAUAUUUCUCUAUUUCUCUUUUACUGCCAAUAAUAACUUUCUAAGUAUGACGUGUCGGGAUCGAACUAAUGAAUUUCUGUCGGCAGUUGAAUCAAUACAGUCGCGACAAAACAACACAGUUGUCACAUCACGAUCUCCAGUUACCAAAAGUAAGCUACAACGAACUGAGUUUACUGUUAAGGCGAAGCAUAUCGGCCGAGAUUUAGCUAAUACUUUCGCCAAACUUGAAAAGCUUACUUUAUUAGCCAAACGGAAAUCUUUGUUUGAUGACAAACCCACAGAAAUUCAAGAUCUUACGUUUAUUAUAAAACAAGAUAUCACUUCUUUAAACAAACAGAUUGGUGAGUUGCAGGAAAUAGCACGAGCCCAAAAAUAUCAUAAUGGUCGUCACCAACAAACGCAUUCUUCUUCGGUGGUGGUCGCUCUGCAGUCAAGAUUGGCCACAAUGUCUAACGAAUUCAAAACAGUCCUAGAAGUACGUACGGAAAACUUAAAGCAACAGAAAACACGCCGUGAGCAGUUCUCUCAAUCAGCUGUUUUCCCACUUACGACCAUGUCUGGGGAGGGUUCGGUGUUAUUAAACGAAGAUGAAGCCGAUCGGACAAAACCAAACGACUUGUCAAUUGAUAUGAAUUUUUCACAACGGCAACAUCAAGACCAAAUUCAACUAAUUGAUGAACAAGAUGCUUACGUUCAAAACCGGGCAGAAACAAUGCAAAAUAUUGAAUCUACCAUUGUGGAAUUAGGCACUGUUUUCCAAAGACUUGCUACAAUGGUAAAAGAACAAGAAGAAAUGGUAAAUAGGAUCGACUCAAACGUUGACAAUGCUGAGCUUAAUAUAGAAAUGGCUCACGGCGAGAUAUUGAAAUACUUUCAAUCUGUUUCUUCAAAUAGAUGGCUCAUGCUCAAAAUUUUCUGUGUUCUUAUAGUAUUUUUCAUUAUAUUUGUUGUAUUUAUGGCCUGAGGAACUGAUAACCGAACAUUCGUUUACUGGUGGUUUGUUUUCAGUUUCAAUUUGAAAGUAGAGUGAACAGAAAAUCAACUGUUGGUUUUCAAUAAUCGGUAUGUAUGUGUGUGUAUAUAU